Molecule: messenger RNA, 10439 nt
Organism: Motacilla alba alba
Lineage: Eukaryota; Metazoa; Chordata; Aves; Passeriformes; Motacillidae
Gene: ERC1
Product: ELKS/RAB6-interacting/CAST family member 1
Exons: 22
Coding region: 338-3793 (1151 amino acids)
Biological process (GO): maintenance of presynaptic active zone structure; regulation of synaptic plasticity; neuromuscular synaptic transmission
Cellular component (GO): cytoskeleton of presynaptic active zone
Molecular function (GO): structural constituent of presynaptic active zone
Source: RefSeq, a predicted model, not a curated record
GGGGCGGGGCCUGCGCGUGUCUCGCGCCGGGGGCGCGGGAGGGAGCGGCGGAGGAGAAGCGGCGGGAGCGGAGCGGGGCCGAACCGAGCCGAGCCCAGCGGAGCGGAGCGCGGGCAGCGCCGCCCGUCCCCUGCCGGGCCGCCCCGUCCCCUCCCCGCGGGCUGACAGGCAGAUAUGGUCCUGAGCACCGUGAGCACAUGACUUCAGAGAUGGACAACCAGAUCUGUUACAAGUUGUGACUGGCCUUAAGUUGACUUACAACCCUUGAAGAGCUUAACAGGAAUUCUCUUGUUCCUGAUUUUUGCCUGUCUGAUUGCCUCACCCCACCAGCUUAACCAUGUAUGGAAGUGCUCGCUCAGUGGGCAAGGUGGAGCCCAGCACGCAGAGCCCGGGGCGCUCGCCGCGGCUGCCGCGCUCGCCUCGCCUGGGCCAUCGGCGAACCAACAGCACAGGAGGCGGCUCGGGCAGCACUACUGGGGGUGGCAGUGGGAAAACCCUUUCUAUGGAAAACAUUCAGUCCUUAAAUGCUGCUUAUGCUACGUCUGGCCCUAUGUACCUAAGUGACCACGAGAACGUGGGUGCAGACACCCCCAAGAGCACCAUGACCUUGGGCCGGUCGGGAGGGCGGCUGCCUUACGGUGUUCGGAUGACUGCCAUGGGCAGCAGCCCUAACAUUGCCACUAGUGGAGUUGCCAGUGAUACCAUUGCGUUUGGAGAGCACCAUCUCCCCCCGGUGAGCAUGGCAUCCACUGUGCCUCACUCGCUGCGCCAGGCCAGGGAUAACACCAUCAUGGACCUGCAGACGCAGCUCAAGGAGGUGCUGAGGGAAAACGAUCUGCUCCGCAAGGAUGUGGAGGUGAAAGAAAGCAAGCUGAGUUCUUCCAUGAACAGCAUCAAGACCUUCUGGAGUCCUGAGCUCAAAAAGGAGAGAGCUCUGAGGAAGGACGAAGCUUCAAAAAUCACCAUUUGGAAGGAACAAUAUAGAGUUUUGCAAGAAGAAAACCAGCAUAUGCAGAUGACUAUCCAGGCUCUCCAAGAUGAGCUGCGGAUCCAGCGGGACCUGAACCAGCUGUUCCAGCAGGACAGCAGCAGUAGGACCAGCGAGCCCUUCGUGGCAGAGCUGACAGAGGAGAACUUCCAGCGGCUGCACGCGGAGCAUGAGCGCCAGGCCAAGGAGCUGUUCCUGCUACGGAAAACCUUGGAGGAGAUGGAACUGCGUAUUGAGACGCAGAAACAGACCUUAAAUGCACGCGAUGAGUCCAUCAAAAAGCUGCUGGAGAUGCUGCAGAGUAAAGGUCUGUCAGCAAAAGCCACUGAGGAAGACCACGAGCGGACACGACGGCUGGCUGAGGCGGAGAUGCAUGUGCACCACUUGGAAAGCCUCCUUGAACAGAAGGAAAAAGAAAACAACAUGCUGAGAGAGGAAAUCCAUCGUCGAUUUGAGAACGCUCCCGACACGGCCAAGACAAAGGCUCUCCAAACUGUUAUUGAGAUGAAGGAUUCAAAGAUUUCUUCCAUGGAGCGUGGCCUGCGGGAUUUGGAAGAGGAGAUUCAGAUGCUGAAGUCCAACGGAGCCCUGAGCACGGAGGAGCGUGAGGAGGAGAUGAAGCAGAUGGAGGUGUACCGUAGCCAUUCCAAAUUCAUGAAAAACAAGGUAGAACAACUGAAGGAAGAGCUAAAUGCCAAAGAGGCUCAAGGGGAGGACCUGAAAAAAAGAGUGGCUGGUCUCCAGACCGAGAUUGGCCAGGUGAAGCAGGAGCUGUCGCGCAAGGACACCGAGCUGCUGGCCCUGCAGACCAAGCUGGAGACCCUCACCAAUCAGUUCUCUGACAGCAAGCAGCACAUCGAGGUGCUCAAAGAGUCUCUUACAGCUAAAGAGCAGAGAGCUGCCAUCCUGCAGACAGAGGUGGACGCGCUGCGGUUACGUCUGGAAGAGAAGGAGACCAUGCUGAAUAAGAAGACGAAGCAGAUCCAGGAGAUGGCAGAGGAGAAGGGGACUCAAGCAGGAGAGAUCCAUGACCUCAAGGACAUGCUGGAGGUGAAGGAACGCAAAGUGAAUGUUCUCCAGAAGAAGAUCGAAAACCUUCAAGAGCAGUUGAGAGACAAGGAGAAGCAGAUGAGCAGCUUGAAGGACCGAGUGAAAUCCUUGCAGGCUGACACCACCAACACCGACACUGCCUUGACCACGCUGGAAGAAGCGCUGGCAGAAAAAGAAAAGACCAUUGAGCGUUUAAAGGAGCAGCGUGACAGAGAUGAACGAGAAAAACAGGAAGAGAUCGACAACUACAAGAAAGACAUUAAGGACCUGAAAGAGAGAGUCAGCAUUUUACAAGGAGAUCUCACAGAGAAAGAGACAUCAUUACUGGAUCUUAAGGAACAUGCUUCAUCAUUAGCUUCAUCAGGACUGAAGAAAGAUUCAAGACUCAAGACACUGGAAAUUGCAUUAGAACAGAAGAAGGAAGAAUGUUUGAAGAUGGAAACACAAUUGAAGAAGCACCCUGAAGUUUUAUUGAGUCAUCCAUCCAAGCUAGCCCACGAGGCAACGCUGGAGGCCAGGGCCAGUCCUGAGCUGAGCGAGCGCAUGCAGCAGCUGGAGCGGGAGGUGACGCGCUAUCGCGAGGAGUCUGGCAAGGCUCAGGCUGAGGUGGAUCGGCUCCUGGAGAUCCUCAAAGAGAUGGAAAAUGAGAAGAAUGACAAGGAUAAGAAGAUAGCAGAGCUGGAAAGCCUCACCUCAAGGCAAGUUAAAGAUCAAAAUAAGAAAGUAGCAAAUCUGAAGCACAAAGAACAAGUGGAGAAGAAGAAGAGUGCACAGAUGCUGGAGGAGGCCAGGAGACGAGAGGAUAACCUUAAUGACAGCUCCCAGCAGCUUCAGGACAAUCUGCGUAAAAAGGAUGAUCGGAUUGAAGAAUUGGAAGAGGCACUCAGAGAAAGUGUUCAGAUAACUGCAGAGCGGGAAAUGGUGCUAGCACAAGAGGAGUCAGCCAGGAUCAAUGCUGAGAAACAGCUUUUUAAUGAAUCAGUGCAUGAGGUCAACCAUUUUGGCUUUAGGUGGUUCAAGGUAGAGGAGCUGAUGAUGGCUAUGGAGAAGGUCAAACAGGAGCUGGAGUCAAUGAAAGCAAAAUUGUCUUCUACACAACAGUCUUUGGCUGAGAAGGAAACCCAUUUGACCAACCUACGAGCUGAAAGAAGGAAACAUUUGGAGGAGGUCCUAGAAAUGAAACAAGAAGCCCUUCUUGCUGCCAUUAGUGAAAAAGAUGCCAAUAUUGCUCUGCUAGAGCUUUCAUCCUCUAAGAAGAAGACUCAGGAUGAAGUGGCUGCACUGAAACGAGAGAAGGAUCGUCUUGUGCAACAGCUCAAGCAGCAGACUCAGAACCGUAUGAAGCUGAUGGCUGACAACUAUGAGGAUGACCACCUCAAAUCCUCAUCCCAUUCCAACCAAACCAACCACAAGCCCUCCCCUGACCAGAUAAUUCAGCCCCUCUUAGAACUUGACCAGAACCGCAGCAAGUUGAAGUUGUACAUCGGCCAUCUGACAGCCCUGUGCCACGAGCGCGACCCCCUGAUCCUGCGUGGGCUCACCCCGCCUGCCUCCUACCACCUGGAUGAUGACCAGGCAGCCUGGGAGAAGGAGCUGCACAAGAUGACCCAGGAGCAGCUGCACAGCGAGCUGGAGAAGGCAGAGAGGGAGAGCGUGGAGCUGCAGGAGUUCGCCAACGCCAUCCUGCAGCAGAUCGCGGAUCACUGCCCCGACAUCCUGGAGCAGGUCGUCAACGCCCUCGAGGAGUCCUCGUGACCCUGGCCACCAGUCCACAGAGCAGCACACCAGCGGCUGAGCCCAGGCAGAACACGGAGCCAUGGGAGUGGAGAGCAGUGUGGAAGACAGAACAUGGAGUAGAAACUUCUGGUGCACCUUUGACAAAGAAAACAAAGGCAAAAAAAAGAAAAACCCUUCUAAAAACUACAUGCUCUCUAGGUUCUUCCAGUCUAUGAUUAAUCAGCCAUUUUUGUAUUCAUCUUCUCACUGCCUUUCUACUUUAGAAUGCAAUUCCCCAUUGACUUUGUUGGUGGUGACUUUUGGAUACAGCUAAGCAGAGCUCUUCCAAGUCUACUGAGCAAAGAAGAGGGGAUCCACUGAACACAAGCAGCUCUAGUUCUCCAUGAGGUUGCAGAAGAGUAGCCCUCACCUUUCAUUAAUAUAUUGCUUUUUCCUUCUUGUCUUCUUUCCUCCUUCCUGUUUUUUUUAUUUUCAUGAAAGCUGAAAGCCUGAAUUUCAUAGUGCUAAAACCAAACCUGAGUGUGCUCUGAUUAUGGCUCAUGGCUAGCCAGCAUCAGCUAGCUCAGGUCUUGCUGCCUGUCUCAAUGUUUCUUAUGUUCUUAAAUAACAGAGUGAGGAAAGGAGAGUUUCUCUCCUUGCUCCUGUUAGUCAUUUCAUCUAGCAGCUGAGAAAAAAAGGUAGGUAUACUGGUACUUUCUGUUUACUUAACUUGGAAUUUUAUAGUUCACUGGUCUGACGCUGAAUUGCUAGGUGGGCCAUUUUUUGAGGUAACUGUUUUCAUCUUUUGGUUUUUGGGGGGGUUUAGAUGAGGUUUCUCAUCAUAGGUCUGUGUCUCCUAUGUUCUUACUCUAUAGAGAGCUCUCUCCCUUCAAGCAGGUGUGGUCAACAGGUCAGUUCCCAGCUUUAACUUGUACAGUUUGUCCAGUUUUUCAGGCUGUGACUUUGUGAACACUGACUGUCAUCAGAAUAGUCUUAAGCAUUCUGUAAAUGAGAAAUUUGCAUCAUUUAGCUUAAAAUUAUAAUUUUAAAGCUAAGUUAGGUAAACCAGUAGCAUAUUUCUUACUAUAAUUAUAAUUUAAUUUAUUUUGGUUUAGCUGACAUUGACAAGGAAUGAGUUUGAGUUCAGAGCAAUAACCCUUAUAAAGAGGAGCAUCUCUGCUGGAGUUGGCACCCAGCUGAGUAGAUAGGUGUAAAAUCACAGCUUUACUUAAACCAGUGCAAUUCUUCUGUGUAUAUGAGAGGCCUUAGUUUUAUUCCCAUCCACCUUUGACACUCGUUACAGCUCCUGCUGAUAGGUAAUGUGACCUGAAAUCCCAGAUCAGUUUGUCGUCGUGGUAGCAAGUCAGAAAUCCUGUUUUAUGAGUAGGACUUGGGUGUUCAUUCUUGGACUAUGCAUUAAUGGGGAGACACGUUUUUUUCCUGGCUGCCAGUGGUUAUGUGUGUCUGGGGGCAUCUGCAGGACAGAGCCCUGUAACAUGUCCCCAUGUGUUCCUUAAAGGAGCUGCUCCCUUUGACUGGCUCAUGUUACUUCAGAGAGCGAGGGGAAGGCAAAAGGAGACCAAAUAACACAGCAGUGGAAGAUAUCUUGGUUUUCUAGUCAAUAGCUAAUUAUGAGUCUUCUCAGUAAACCUCCCAUUCAGAGCCUGCAAUUUAAUUCCAUAUAGCUUACUACAUUCUGAGCUUCAUCCCUAAGCUAAGGAAAAUGUUCCAGGCCUUUUCAAGAAAGCUGCAUUUCUUACAUCUCUCACAUCCACAGCACAGCUCUCCUGUAGGUCUUUCACACAUUGUUUUUAUCUUUAGAAGUGACCAAUUGCUUUCCAAGAAAGGAGAUCAGCAAAAGUUUGAGUAAGGGAAGAUGUACCUUGUAGUUUUUUUUCCAAACAAGCACUGAAAAUUGGGCAAAACUGAAACUUUAUGUAGAGAGAGACUCUCUACAUAAGAGAGUAGAUUCUACUGAAAACUAGCUAAUUUAAAAUAAAUCACAUCCCCAUUGAUUCUACUGUAAUAAUUCAGCAGAAGGAGCUGCAUUCAUAGCCAGGAUGUCUAGGAAGAAGUAAGUCUCAAAAGAAGAGGCAAAUCACUCCUUUUCCAACUUUGGAAUUACCAGUGCUUUGCAAAUCAGGAGAAUUUAGUUCUUCCUGUAAUAGCAGCCUGUGUCUGAAGGGGGUUUUUUUGUGUCGUGUGUGAGGGGAGCAGUGGGAACCUGAAUGUGGGGAAGGAGGGAAUGCCGGAAGGCCCGCAGACAGUGACUGUACACACUGCUGGGCUGUGCCUCAUCCCAGAGCCACCCCUCUGGUCCCAUUCUUUGAGUCAGCAUGUUUCGAUGGGAGCUGUUGUUUUGAAAUCUUCCCUCUUGCAUUUUCUUCAUCACCCCUAAUUACUCACUCAAGGAAUUUAAUGCCGCCUGUAAAAGCAUCAGAGCCAUCAGCCCAGCAUCAUCGGCCACCGCCACCCCUCCUGACUCUCUCAUUAACUUAUAUGGUCAAAUCUCCAGCUGCCCUGGUUCCCUGCUGUAAAACAAUCCUUCCUCUGUGAGAAGCUGUGGAAUUUCCCUUAUUGAUGGUUCAAAUGGCUCCUGCUUGUAAACCUCUUACUGAGAUGUUCCUUGAUAGUGUUUCUGCUGGAGGCAGGGGCAGGGGGAGGGGAUGGGAGUGAGGGGUGAUCACUUCAGGCUGUUAUUUCAAUUCCCUGGCUUUACUGCAUUGCCCACACAUCGCAGGGAAGUGCUGCUGCUUCUUCAGCAUCUCUAACUCAGCUUGUGGCUGCAUUUCUAUAGUCCAAAGUGCCCCAGCCAAAGGCCUGGUGCUGUCACGGCAGCGUGUGCAGGAUCUGUGCAUCAGCAGCCGGGUGAAGCUCACUGUUUACACAUCUCCUGGCCUCUUCCCAGGGAGGAUUUGUCAAGCCUGGCUGCUUUUCACGCUGGCCAUUUGGUCCUUUAUCUGCCAGCCACACACCUGCUGUUCCUUCCAUCUGAAUUGCUGGGCCCUGGUGAUUUUUGUUGUUAACCACUGUUAUCUCCUAGGUCUUGUAGGUUUCCCAUCUUAAAGAUUGAUCUUAGACCUCUGUGAAGUGCUUUCAGGGAGGGAGCAGAUCUCAUUUAGGAACAGUAUUGAUCUGAUUUGUUCUCCAUUGAACUAUUUCAGGUAACCUCUCUGAUCCUGUGUCGACAGAGAUCCUGUGAAUAGCUUGAGGAACUUUGGGGUUUGGGAGGUACUGCUGGCCACAAUUUAUUGCUGAAUGUGACCACUGAAAGCUUUUUCUUUUCACUCGUAUGGAGUGCCACACCAUUGGCCUUAAGGCAACAAAGGGUUUUUAUUCCCAUAACCCGUCAUGGAAUUACAGGCACAUGGGAGAAGGGCCAAAAGUGGCAUACCCUGCAACGCUCAUCCAGUUGCCUAACCCACCACUGCUCUUUUAAGAUCUUAUUCCCAAGUGUCAGCAGCCAGGCAGAUGCAGACAGUUCCCUACCACAGUAGUCCUGCAGAGCAGCAGCUCUAGGAAAUCAGGGGCCCUUCCCAGGCACCCUGGGGAAAUUUGCUUUUUCUUCUCCUGUUGAAUGAAGUUCCAUUUGCUACAGGAGCUGUGAAAGUUUUAACUGCUUUAAUAUUACUUUUUUUUUUUUUUUCUGAGCUGUCAUUUGCAGAGAAACCGAGAGAUGCAAGGACUCAGGAGCUGUUUGUAGAAAAUUACGUAGGUCAUUUUGGCAGGGCUUGGGCUAAAAAAUAACUGAAGCCUCUGAAGCCCACGUACACUGUAAAAGCUGACACUGCAACCACGCUCGUUCAUGAUAUCCAUGAGUCCAAGUCCAUACUUUCCUCUCAAUCCAACCUCAUGUAAAACACUAAAAGGACAUAACACUAGAAUAGCAGGGUGAGGACAUGAGCACUGUUUGCCAUUGGAAGAAGAAUUACCCGGCAUGCUCCCAGAUGAAGCUCUAAGCUUCUCUAAGUAUUCUCUCUCGUUUUGACUGCCUUUAACCAGCGUUCACUCCAGAAAAUGCCAAACCCUCUUUGGAAUAUCCAGUUUUUGCCAAGUCCCGGGGCAGAAGGUGAAGGUCCGACGUGAUGCGCGGAACCGCAGGCGCCAUUUCUCGUUGCACGGCUGGAAUAUGCCUUCUCUUGAAAAUUUCCUGGUAUUUCAGGGCUCUGAAAUUUGCACAAGGGAGCAUAAAUGUCAUAAAUCUUGUAGAGAUAACCCUGGUUGUUAAACCAAAGGGGCGCCUCUUUUCAUUUGCCCUGUAAUUCCCAUCCGUUCUGCUGCUAGUGCUCAAUUUGUUGGGAAAUUUGUACAUCUGAUGAGGGUUGACGGGGUUGAGUCCCCACUCCUGUACUAAUUGCCAAUUGCUGCCACUGCAGGGGUCUUUACAAAGGAUGUAGAGUCAUGCACUGAUACCAUUUUAAAGCAAAAAUGUCACUACAUACAAUGACGUGUACAUCCCUGAAAUGACUCCAGUGAAAUGCUAAAGGGAAAGAGUACAAUCAAAGCGUCUGAUACUGAAAGGAAGCUUCUCCUCAGCUCAACACCCCCACUGCAGGAGGGACCUGAAGAGGCCGUGGAAGGCUGUGGAUAACCAACACUGCCCCAGCGGAGCCGGCGGGGUGGGAGGGCCGGGCACAGGGCAUCGGGGGCAUCGUGCCUGGCAAGGCCAACUCUGCUGACCCCUCUCAUCUGCGUGGUGAGGAAGAGGAGUGUCAGGGGUUUUUUUAAAACAAAACGAUGUUUUUAAUUGUUUUUUCCACAUAAAUGGAAGGAACCGUACGCAACAGCAGAUCCUUCUGAACAAAAUGGCUGUAUCCAAUGGCUGACUAUUUUUAAAACAAAAAAAAAAAAAGAGAAAAACUGUUUCAAAACUUUUUAGUGUCAAAAGCAUAAACUCAGAAAUCCUGACUUUUUCCAGUGUGUGUGGUGAGUGCUGUAACCCUGUCAUCAGUAUCUCCCCUGACUUUUUCAGGGGUGUUUUUUUCCUGUUUUGUUUUCUGCUUGUCGAUAUUGUCUGUGUGGUCCUCAGGCUGGGGCAGUUACCAACAAUGUGUGUCUAUUGUCGGUUUGAAACAAAAGAUAGUAGUAGAACUGAAAAAGAUGUGUUUUUAAAAAUAUAUAAAAAUAAAUUUCAUUAAAAGGAAUUCAAGUAAAGAAGCGGCAAAGCCAUGACUCCUCCUCUCGGGAUUGUAUGGAAAAGGAUUUGUGGGCUUUUAAUUAUAACCAGUUGCCUUUCACAGGCUUUUGAGGUCCAAGGCAGCUUGGCCUCUUAGGAAAUGUUACAAACCCUGUAUAAAUUCCUGCUUUCCCAGGUUUAUACUGUACAUGUGUAAGACAGAAAUGGGCAGAAUGAAACAGUAUUUUGGAAGUCAAUCUUUUCUGGUAACAGUUAUCAACACCAGGUGUCCCCUAAGAUGGGAACCACCGAUGUGAACGGGCCAAACACUUUGGCCAAAUUUUCUGUUUCCUCCAUCCCACCCCUUGAUGCCAGGGACGUGAGCAAGUGCAGAUCAGCUAGUGCAGGUAGUUGAGUGUGGGUUCAUUAUCAAAGUUGUAUUUCCUCGCCUCUGGUGUUGGUCACGUACCCGAGCACGUUAUGGGGCAGCCACUUUCUGCUCUGGUGGCGUUGCUUGAAAGGAGCAACAUGAGGCUAAGCUGGUGUGUAAGGUUAACAAAAAACCCUGACAAAUCGCUUUACCUGUGGACAUAGGUAAGGAAUUUCAUUAAGUGAAUGUAUUUUUAUUAUCAGAAUUAACCAUAUGCUGUUUGUCCUCGUUUUGCAAGCUUCGUUCAGAUCUUGAAAAUCAAGUCAAUGUGGUUUGCUUUUAAGUAGAUAUUCCCAUUACACUCUUGGUGCUUUGGUAGGGUUUUUUGUUCAAAACCUUGGUUUCUUUCACUUGGAAACUGACAAAAAAAUGGAUCUAUUGGUCAUGUAUACACUUAUUUGUCAUAAAAUGGGCUUAUCUUAAAAACCAAAUUCGAAGCCAAAUUUUAGAAGUAGACAUUGUUCCUUUUAUCCUCCCCAUCUUCUCACCUCUCUGUGGACAAGGCCAAGUCCUCCUUCCCUCCCUGCCCAGGGGUGGCUGCGUUUGGCCCCCCAUUACACACUCAUUACAGUAUAACUGGGGAGGCUUUAGUGUAAGAUGCCUUUAUUUGUCCAGAUGCUGGAGGAGGAUGAAUCCAAUGGGACCACAAACAGGGGAAUAACUUCUGUGCUAGCCCAACAUGCUGCUCCAAGCCCACUAAAACAGUAUAUUGCCGUUUCCUUCCGAGGCAGUGAGUGAGGAGAGCUGCUCACCAAGUUCACAAAUCAUCUGUGGAGUUGAAUUCUGUGGGAUGCCCCAUCCACUCCACAGACACAGAUCCCUCAUUUGCUUCGGAAGAGACAUGUUGCACUUUAGUGGAGGGGGAGGCAGGCUUUAGGGAUGGGAUCUAGACUACUUGAAUUCCUUUUGGAAAUGACAGCAGCGGGAGACAUUGGUGUCCGUGAUGCAAGUGCGCACGCUGCCUUCAACUUGUAUGUGUUUUAUUGCUGGAGUCAUGUUACUGACAGGAUAAUGAAAUUGCAAAGAAAAUGUGUUAUAUUCAACUUUGCCUUGAUAAUAUAAACACUUUGUUCAUUUUUUUUUCUUCUUUUUUUAUUCACAGACUAAGUUCAUCAGGAAAUUAUAAAAUUAUUUAAAAA